Molecule: messenger RNA, 782 nt
Organism: Rhododendron vialii
Lineage: Eukaryota; Viridiplantae; Streptophyta; Magnoliopsida; Ericales; Ericaceae
Exons: 4
Coding region: 198-635 (145 amino acids)
Cellular component (GO): endoplasmic reticulum; membrane; nuclear envelope
Molecular function (GO): glutathione transferase activity; glutathione peroxidase activity
Source: RefSeq, a predicted model, not a curated record
AAAAUGCGAUUUUUUUGAAAGUUAAAAUGACACGACUUUACAUAAGGAGCAUUUAAAAUGGGACGGAGGGAGUAAUAAUUGCACGAAUGUAUUAUUUCAUAUAUAUAAUAAAUGGACAUACAAUUGCAAAGAGUUGAUGAACUACAGGCUCUAAAAUUGAGUUGAAACGAGUCAACGGUUUAUCGGAAUCGGAAAAGAUGGCCGGAGUGGAGUUGAUUCCUAGAGAAUACGGAUACGUGAUCCUUGCCCUCGUCCUCUACUGCUUCCUCAACGUCUGGAUGGCCGAACAAGUCCUCAAAGCCCGCAAAAAGUACAAUGUUCAUUAUCCGACACUGUAUGCCUCAGAAUCUGAAAGCAAGGAUGCCAAGCUCUUCAACUGUGUCCAGAGAGGGCACCAGAACUCACUGGAAUUGAUGCCUAUGUUCUUCAUGCUGAUGAUUGUGGGUGGAAUUAAGCACCCCUUGAUCUGCGCCUCGCUUGGACUAGUUUACAUCAUGGGCCGCUAUUUGUACUUCACCGGAUACGCCACCGGGAAUCCCAAAAACCGUAACAGUCGCUGGAAAUUAAGUCUUUUUGCAUUACUUGGGCUAACGAUCGCCACAAUUUCUUGCGGGAUUGAAGUACUGAUUGCGUAAAAAGCAAACGCCUGAUUUAAGCAGUUUGCAUUUGGCUCGCAUCCUCGGUCAAAUUUGUAUUUUGCUACCAUGUUGUAUUUCUGUUUUCUAAUGUGGAGUUGACCUACGGAUAAUACAUGAACCUUUUGUGGUGUGGAUUGUGUUUUU